CAAAAAUGGCCAGCAAACUGAAGUCGGGCUUGAAUUUUAUCGCAUGCGUGUCGAAUUCAAUGUGCUACAAAACAACGCUUAUGUACGACGGUGUUGGAUCCGUUCAGUAUCAGCUGUGAAACAAUAGUCGCGACUGCAUGGCGAUGCGAUACGAUACAAAGCAUAUUCUUUACGAUAUAUGUUCUUUUCGCAUACAGCAAAUGGUUUGCUAGUAGAGUGCAUCGAAUUUGAAUUGAACACUCAAUUUCCGCACUGAUAUUACAAACGCGAAGAAUGAGGGAAAAGGCGAUCGUAUUGUCAUUGUUCACUGAUACGAAAUGUGUCUACAAAUGGCGAUAAGUUACCGCCGACAACAUCAUGAGCAACAACAAACAAACAAAUGGAGAUAGAAAAGAAAAACCGAAUGGGUUAAAGGCAUACAGGGAACUGUUUUCUUGGCGGUAGUGAAAUGCUCCUCUUUGGAUAUUAUAGAUGCUGCAUGUGUCGUACGUUGGUCUUGAAGUAAACAAUUGAAAACGUUUUAUUGUUGUUAUUCUGCGUGCAGAAUCACAGCCAAUGAUUGUUACAUACGAAUGCAAUUUAAAAUACCGAUAAAACAAUACGAUACAGUUCGUGAGAACACGAAUCGAAAAUGAAACAAAAAAAUAAAAGGCAAAACUCUUGUUGCGACACGAUCAUCAACAGAAGCGGGACACAGUUUUUUGUUGUCCCACAAAAACGGGACGGCGCGUUCAGUUCACGCCACGAAAUGAGUGCGCAAGGCUUUCCGCAGAAACGCUGAAAGAAGCGAAAGAAUAUUAAAAACAGCAACAAUAAAAUCUCUAUAUUGUUUCAUCAGCCAAACAGAAUAUGAGACAUACAAUACAAGACGCAAAGCGCAUUAAGACCAGACGCGUGUAAAAAACACACAGGAAGCAAUAGCACCAGCAAAGAGCCGCCGCAAUAAACACAAGAUGAUGACAGCAAAAUCGUUCAGUUGCGAUUCAACUGCUAUCCUGAACAGAGGCCGUGAUCAUACAUGAAAUCAACAUUUCACAAAUAUAUAUCACACGUAUUCAAGUUCGUUACACAUCUUGAAAGAAUUGAGUCGUGGGAAACAACGGUGUAGCGGUGAUCGAAUAUAAGGUCAAUUAAGUCUCUUCUAAACUUAAACAGUUCUUUUAUUUCAAAGAGUGCGUAGGAAACGAAAGUUCAGUUAACUUUGUCUUGCAUAUAUUGAUGGUGCCGCAUCCGUUUUGACCUGUAGAAUGUGAAUCAGUCGAUAAUUUAAUCAGUGUCCAGAGCAACGCGAAUCCAACGAUCGAAACGAAAAAAUAAAUCAGAUAGUGUUCAUGCUAUUGCUACCGCAAUAGGAAGCUGAAAACACUAUAAUUGGAACAUUUCUGGUCAAAUGUGAAUGAUGGGUUUCCGAAACAUACAAAUAGUUUGUUUUCUAUUCCUGAUGUUUUUGGGAACUCAAAUCAAUGGCGAGCGGCCGAUGUAUGUUCUUUGUCCUCCCGCAUUUAUUCCUGUUGGCAAUAUAUGUUAUUUUAUAUCGAAAGAACGUGUAAAUUGGCUCGAUGCUCAUUUCGAGUGCAAAGAGAGGAAUAGCCGUUUGGCGGAACCAUCAAGAAAGGAAGACCGUUUACUUCGAAAGCAUUUGAAUAAAUUGAGUGGCUUGAAUCUAGGCGAAAUGUGGAUUGGAGCACGAUUCAAUUGGGAACGAAAUAAAUGGCAAUGGGGAUAUAAUGGAGAUGAUUUAACAUAUCAAUCGUUUAGUCAAAUGUCGGCGGAUAACAAAGAUUUAAAGUUCCAUUGUGCCAUUCUGAAACCAAAGCUAAAAUAUAGAUGGUCGGCGAGUUCGUGUGAGCAACAGCUUCAAUUCUUAUGCCAGCACAAGGUUAAGUUUGCAAAUGAGAAAAAACGGAAGGAGAUACAUAACAAAUGGAACGAAACUUAUCCUAAUCAAAUGGCCAAUGAAGUUCUGCAUGUGGUGUCCCAAAAUGAUUUGUUUAUGUUUAAGAGCAGGAGACAUGGGCUUAAUUCACGAUCAAACAGUCGGCAGACCAAAGAUGAACUAAAUCAUCGACAAAAAAAUGGUAUCAAUCCUAAAGACUUUGCAUAUCAGAAGCCAAAUCGAAAAACGCCGAAGAGUCGAAGUAAUAGGAAAUUCGAUUUGAACCGUUAUCGAGCACAGGGUAUUCGUCAAACCAUUCAUUUCAAUAGCACUUGGCAGCAGAAUAAUUAUAACCGCCAAUGGCGUCAAAAACAAAGAAUGAACUUACCUACAACCAGGGAAUCCACUUCUACAAUUUUGCCAAACACAACGAUGACGACAACAACAAGGACAACGACAACGAUAUCAAAUGAUGUAAAUCAUCACGAUGGACGAUAUACAGCAAAUUACAAUCACAAAAAACUAAAACCGGAGUAUGAACAUAAAUCUAAUUCGAAUAUACUCAACACAACAACAUACCACACCGGACAAAGCAAACAAACCGAUCAAACUGAAGUUGUCAGACAACGUACGGAACAAGCAACAAAUCAAUUGGCUAUUCAAACCAAUGAAAUAUUGGAUAAUGUAUUAACAACGCUUAGUCCAAAAGAAGUGAAAAAACGAAAACUAAAAAGUCUUCGCAAUCAACUUAGCAAAUUAAGUCCUGAGGCCCAAGAGUUAUUUUUCAAAAGGCGAGCGGAACGUAAUAAAAAACGUGGCAUUGCUGAAUAAAACAUAACAGAUCCAUUUAGAAAAAAUUAAACAAACAAAAACUAUCAUAGUAUUAAUGUUUUUAUGAAAUCAUUUCAGUUUUAUUCUCAUGAAAUACAAAAAAUACAGAGAAUAUGAAUCAAAUAUAUUUCGGUAAGAAAAAAUGAAUAAAAUAAAAAGAUGUGUGCAACAAAAAA
Sitodiplosis mosellana (orange wheat blossom midge) is the source of this 2883-nucleotide messenger RNA. RefSeq lists its product as uncharacterized. NCBI's taxonomy places the organism in Eukaryota, Metazoa, Arthropoda, Insecta, Diptera, Cecidomyiidae. The record is from RefSeq and is a predicted model, not a curated record. The coding region runs from base 1397 to 2707 and encodes 436 amino acids. The transcript has 8 exons.